Messenger RNA from Elaeis guineensis (African oil palm), 663 nucleotides. NCBI's taxonomy places the organism in Eukaryota, Viridiplantae, Streptophyta, Magnoliopsida, Arecales, Arecaceae. The record is from RefSeq and is a predicted model, not a curated record.
UGUGAUAUGCAAAUUCUACACUUUGACAUCAAGCCUCAAAAUAUCCUCCUUGAUCGGAAUUUCACCCCAAAGAUUUCAGAUUUUGGAUUUGCAAAGUUGUACCCGAAGGAAUAUGGCCUGGUGUCCAGGAGUGCUGCCGGAGGGACGAUAGGAUAUAUAGCUCCUGAAUUGAUAUCUAGAAAUUUUGGGGUAAUAUCUGAUAAGUCAGAUGUUUAUAGUUUUGGAAUGUUGCUCUUGGAGAUGGCGGGAGGAAGGAGGAAUGUGGAUCAAAGGGUGGAGAAUUCCAGUCAGAUUUACUAUCCUUCGUGGAUCUAUGAUCAGCUUACACCAGGGAAAGAACUUGAAAUCAAUAACAGCAUAGAAAUUGGUGAUGCGGAGAGAAAGCUAUGUAUAGUGGGUUUGUGGUGCAUUCAAAUGAAGUCAUCUAGUCGUCCCUCGAUGAGUAAAGUUAUAGAGAUGUUGGAAGGUGAUGUCAAUAGCCUGCAGAUGCCACCCAGACCUUGUUUUUCUUCUUCGCAGCCUAUAUCUGUAAGACAGUCUUGCAUGGACUCUUCUCUCACCGAAUUAUCGAUCAUCUCCGAGCACGAUGAACUUCUCUAAUAGGCCAUGCACUAAAGUGGAACUUGCUAGAAUGUGAUGACUCCCAACUCUCCAAGGCCUUGC